Molecule: messenger RNA, 469 nt
Organism: Eubalaena glacialis (North Atlantic right whale)
Lineage: Eukaryota; Metazoa; Chordata; Mammalia; Artiodactyla; Balaenidae
Product: zinc finger protein 331-like
Exons: 4
Coding region: 123-362 (79 amino acids)
Biological process (GO): regulation of DNA-templated transcription
Source: RefSeq, a predicted model, not a curated record
AGGCCUUGGGGGGACUGAUGAACUCCGGCCUCUGGUUCUUUUUCCGCUAGCCUUGUGGUCAUCGUUUUCCGUGUGGAGGGAAACCCUGAAGAGUACUGACAAGUUCUCAACCAUUUUAAACCAUGGCUUUGGAAUGGGUAACAUUCAGGAAAGCGGCCCUAGAGUUCACUCAGGAGGAAUGGAAUAUCUGGGGUUCUGCUCUGAGGGAAUUGUACUGGGAUGUGAUGAUGGAAAACAGCAACUUAGUCUCACUGGAUUACUUCCAUGCCUUUGGUGCCUGUUACAGAAUGGAGACGUGUAAAUGGGACAAAGCACUCCUGGGAUAUGACUACAAGGGAGAGAUGGAGAAACACGAUCCAUAAGGGUGAGCUGGAGAUGGAAGAAAGGACACAGUGUAACACGGGGACCUCCCUUCUUGCCAUAUACUAAUAUUAUAAUCUAUUGAUUUUACGUCUAUCUUUACUCACUA